GGGAGGGGGCGUGGCCUCGCCCCGAUUGGGCGGGCUUUAGAGAGGCCACGCCUCCCACCGGAACCCCCCCGCUUCCGCCAGGCGGUGGGCGGGGCUUGGCGUCGGGUGCGGCAUGGCGGGUGCGCGGRGAGGUGCUCUGUGAGGAAAGUCGGUGCCUGCCUGCCACCUGCUUUGCUUCCAGGGUUCUUUCGUACAGGGCGGUUGGCAGUUGUCGCUCUGCUGCAUUUUUGUAUUUUUACAGUAAAAUGUAACUACCUUCUAGGCGAGAGCUUGUGUUUUCACUUAGUGCCUGUAUCUUGCUUUCACUGGUGCUGUGACUUGCCAUUUCCUACCUAAGUUUCCUAUGAGAUGUUCCUAUUCAUUUCCGCUUAGUUACGUAUAUUACUCAGUGUGUCGGUAUUCCUGCCUAGAAAUCUCGUUUACUAACUGGGCUUGUUCCUGGWAUCCUUUUCUUUUUGCCAGAUGGCGCGGUGAUCUCACACCGUUUGCAGGGUGAGGCAGCCUCUCACUUCAAUUUGGUUGAAAUUGCAAUGCAAAUUGGUACUAGCAAAAAACAAUAUAUGUAGUACGGUGGUUCCUAACUCCUCUCCGAGGUCCGUAUUGGGUGCUCAUUCGCGUUUCCCGAAAUGCGACAUUAUGAGUGUGAGAAGCAGGGGGAGUGAGAGCUUUUUGGUUUGGGGUCGAAGUUUUUCGUGUUCCCACACSCCAUGCAUAUUCUUCUGUAUUAACUAUACCACGCCCGGUUAACGCGGAUUUCUUGGGGCUGCCAGGAGGUGUCAGCAGUGAUUCAGUUGUUUGCAAUUUCCUCUUCUCAGCCCCAGGGUUCCAGUGCUGGUAAUAGUGGAGUAAGAACAGGAGGUCACAUGGAGAAGUCUUAAAGGAUGGAAGGCCUCAUGGUGGCUGAAGCGAUAGGGAGAAGGUGGGGACUGUCAGGCUGUUUUGAAAUACCUGUGUUCYAUAAUGAUGGUUCUGUUUCUUUCCCUCCCUGUAGCCAAAAGUCAAGUCUAUGAUUCAGGAAAGAAAAAUCUUUGCAGAUAAAGUGCCAGCACUUCAACAGGAUUGAUCCUUAUCAGCAGCUGAUGAUUAGUAGUCUUUUGAGAGAGAGUAGCUUGGUUUCUUUGGUUGACAUGUUUCUACCCUGAUGUUCAAGUUAUGGAGUGAUUCCUUUCAUCAUCUGUAAGCAAAAUAGCACUGGCUAUCAACAGAGAUUGCUAUGAGUUCUUUGUUUUCCCACUGAAGUCAUAUUGGUUCAAACGUGGUACACACAGAUGGAAGCUUUGGGGUGGCUGACAGUUUGGGGUGUAUGGUUUGUAAAUUUCAAGUGAAAGGGAGGUGUUAACUUCAGCCCAGCACCUUUGGACUUGUUGGGGCUUAAGUUUCUGACUAAUUUUACAGGUGAAAGUUUCUGGUACCUGUGGCAUCUUUGCUACCUAGAUGGUUAGAUAAGCACUGUAUAGAUAGGUUGGUUUGGUUUUUGUUUUUUUUUUUUAUCUAAGGACAUGUAUAUACUUCCUUUAUAUGUUUUUCUUACCAUAAGUGUCUGAAUACUUGAAUUUGUGUUGUGUUAAUUGUUGAAAUGUUAAUUCUUUAAGAGACAGUAGCAUCACAGCCUCUUAGGCAGCUCUGGGUAGGAAGAUGAAGAUUAAAAUAAAUGUGGCCAUGAUCAGCUGUCUCUUGCAACAGCUCCCUUUCAGUUAGCACCUCUUCUGGAUGGCUCAUUUUUACAGCUGGUGUGGAAAGGCUGUGACUAAGAGAAGAGGCUUUUUGGACUGUAUUGGAGGGGUUUUGUUUUGAACGUUCUUCUCGCUGCCAUUUUUUUUAGCUUUGGAUCUACACCGUGUGGAGAAUAAGAAGAUAAAUUUUCACUUGACUUUGUGGUAUUUUGUGAGUCCUUCAGCAAGAAAAUCUGAGGGAAUUUUUAAUUUCUGGUUUCAAAAUGAAGUUGAUACUUUGCAUCAUUGUCUCAGGGGCAUAAUAUAAGGUAUAAUACAUUCUUGGUUCCGAAGUCUGUAUUUUCAAACCUAACACAGUUAAUUUUUGCCUCCUGUAACAUUUGCCCAUUCUAUGGCAUAUGAAGCCGUGUUAAGUAAAGUCAUUCAUACAUUACUAAUUCUGCUUAAGCUUUGUCACUUCAUUGUGCUUUGCAUUCUGGGCAAGAAGCCUGGGUGCUCCAGAUCCAUCUCACUGGGGUUUUACCUCAUUGACUCAGCCAGUUGCAAGUCUUCAUCGCAAGGUAUUUUUAUGUGUCUUGUAAAAGCACCAAGAAGAGACUUGUCAUGCCUCAGCUUGAAGAAAAAGAUGUUUUACUAGCUCUGUCAUGGUGAUAUCAUUUAGCCAUUUUAGUGGAUGGAAAAAACUUUUUCUGUUAUGAACUCUAGCCAUGGGAGUCAGCAUAUAGUGACAUAAGCUUGCAGAAUAAACUUUUAACUCUCAUCCCUAUUGACUGUGUAAUUUCAUUUUACACAACAUUCUUAGGCACCAAAAUAUACUUUACACAGAAAUAAGAAAAAUUAAACCACUUCUACUUAGUCAAAAUUAAAAGCUGACAAGAAGGGGGAAAUAAAAGGUGAUUUCACUGUUUUUAGAAACAAUUUUUUUUUUUUGAGAAAAAAAUUAAGUCAAACCAUUAAACAGAAAGUUAAAGACAGCCUAUAACUUAGAAUAAAAUUAACCAUUUUGAGAGGAAUUCAAAUUGAUGAUGAAAGACUUACAGCUCAAGYACUGUUUUUAUUUAGAGAUAUCUAUUUUAUAAGAACCUAUGAUACUUUUGCAGUUCAUUAAGGAAAAGGUUAAUUAUAAAAACUGCAAAAAUACCAGGUUCACUUACAUGAAUUUAGAUUAAUAAGGUGGUUGCACUGCCUACUAGAGAAAUAGCAAAGUUAGUUGGUCAAGCUAGUUGAAAUACAAAAGCAUAGUUCCUGUGGUACCACAGUCCUAAGGAAAGAGGCCGACUUAGUUGCUAAAGAGCGAAUCUGUUCUGUAGACAUGGUUGGCAAUGAAAGAAAUCACUUGGACCCAGGAAAGGAACUAUACAAAGGGAAAGAGGUGCAAAAUGAGAAGACUCUUUCCAACUUUCACUGGUACAGCUGUGUCAGUACAUAAGGCCAUCAUAAAUUAUGCUUAAGUAUCCUUAUGAAGAAGCAGUGUGUAAGUGCAUUUUGGCAUUACUUCCCCCUCAUAAUUUCCUAUGUCUUUUUGCAGGAGGUCAUUUGUGGUGUUGCCGAAUGGCUUGUAGGGCGUGGGUUGUGAGUGUUCUUUUAGUGUAGAGCCCAGCAGGUUAGUUUUAACUUAUCAACAGUUUAAAUUGCCAGAUUUUGAACAGAGGAAUGUAUCAAUAGACAUUCCUUCCCGUUGAUUUCCAGGAAGGGAGGGAGAGGGGCAGGAACCUUUAGCUGAGGAAUGGAAUGAACAGCUGGAGGGCAUAACUUUUUAAACUUCUGGGGGGCAAGAUUCACUAGAGUUUGUCUGUUAGCAGGCUAUGUGUGCCUGCUGUCUGACACGUUUCUGGGUUUAGCAAUAUCUCUCAGCACACACAUGACUUAUUUUGGAAUCUCCUGUAAUACUCUUAAUAGUUAUGUUAGGUAUCCAAAGAGGAUUGCAACAAAUACUGUAAAUAAACUUACUAUGUUUCUAGCAGAACUCAGAUUGAAUUCACUUGUCAGCACAUUGGUCAUACCUGCUUCCCUUCUGCGUAGAACUUUGCUGCCAGUGAUUACAUAGACUGGUUAAGCAGAUCAAGCAUGCUGGUAUCAGUGUGGCUGAUAGCAGGAUUAAUUGAUACCGAAUUUGGAGUUGAAGGAGCAUCUAUCCACAUGAUGAAAAGCAGCUAUCCAGUGGUGUAUAACAAAGGGAUACAGAUUUAAGAUUACUAUGUUAUGUUUUAAUGACCUGAGAAAGUUAGAAAACUAGAAUUUCAGAAUCACUUAAAUAUCUGUUACUUUUCAUGCUUUUAAAUGCAUGUCAUAUGGAGAAUGUGUGUUACGUGUAGAGAUAUAUUGACUGACAUUUACUCCUUGACCAGUAAUUCUAUUCUCUGGAAAUCCAGACUUACAAGUCUGUAUCCUAAAGCUAUUUUCUAAGAUAGGAGUAGUAUUUUCAACAGGAAAGGCAAAACACCUCAAUUAAAUAGUUUAAAAUUCAUUAAGAGUUAGCAGUAGAGUAAGGAAUUUUUUCAUGAUGUUAGAAAAGUUGCAGCAUUCAGGUGCCAGAAUAACUUGAUUUGUAUAGAGCUUAAACUAUAUCAGACCAAUAAUUGUAAUACACUGGAGAAGAAAAGUACUACUGUACCACCCGAAGGUGUGAAUUUGAACUUUCUAGAGCAUUUUGAGAACUGAUGGAAAUAAUGUGCUGUACCAAAAUGCAGAGAGAAAGUAUAUAUGUAACACAACUUUUAUAAGAGUAUUUUUUUUCAUUAAAAUCUUUUUAAAGGAACUGUUAUGUUUCAUGGUAUUAUUAGAGAAGACAAAUGGUGUCUAAAUUUGUCGCUGUUUAAUGGAAUGGGUGUCAAAAGCCAGAGCACAACCAAGAGGAGAAGUGUUUUAAGAUGCUCUCAUUUUUCCCUGUUGUGCUGCUAAAGAUGUCAUUUCAUUGCAUUUUGAAACAGACUUUUGGCUAAAGUCUUUGAUUGGGUUAUCAGUAUAUUAGCAGGAAUUAUGGGAAUGCAAAAAUUUAAAUAAAACAUAACUUCGGUGAUGAGUUAUAACUUCAUGCUGUAUGGUUUGUGUAGAUCCUAGAUAGAUAUGGYGUUCAGCAAGAAAAACUGCAAAAAGGAGAUAUGGGCCUUUCAUUUGUUUCGUUUACAGUGUUGUGUUUGUUUCUAUUGGCAACACAACUCUCAGAUGGUUGUGCUGAUAACAUGACUAUCUCAUGAUGCUCAAGUAAAUCUGUAGAAUUCAUAAGGGCAAUAACGGGGUGCAGUGAAAAAGCAAUUAGAUCUGAACCAAGUUUCAUCUUUUCUGUAACAAAGUUUGUAUUCUCUCACUUUUUGUCUUUUUAUUCUCCCAAAACAGUAGCACCAAGUCUGUGCUUCAACCACCUCUUCAUAUUUUAUGAAGAGUAGUAUUUGGGUUGUGCUAAUGAGCUUGAGUUCCUGUUUGGAAAAGGACACAACAGCUGUUUGAUGUUUUCCAGUCACUCCAGCUUCUGAAUUUCUUUUAGCUGUCAGAUUGAAAGAAAUGAGUAAAAUUUAUAAUUGCAAUUGGCUGGAAGUGCCAUGGGGAGAUGGAGAUUUAGGUUCUUGGGCAGAUCGCUCACCUCUGCAUGAGGCAGCCAGUCAAGGACGUCUUCUUUCCCUAAAGACUUUAUUGUCACAGGGGUACAAUGUGGACACGCUAACAAUUGACCAAGUAACUCCACUUCAUGAAGCCUGCCUGGGAGAUCAUGUAGGAUGUGCAAGAAUCCUCCUUGAAGCAGGAGCAAAUGUAAAUGCUACAACAAUUGAUGGAGUGACACCUUUAUUUAAUGCCUGUUCAAGAGGCAGUGCAGCAUGUACUGAGCUCCUGUUACAGUAUGGUGCCAAAGCUCAGUGGGAGUCCUGUCUGCCAUCACCAACACAUGAGGCAGCCAGCAGAGGUCAUAGUGAAUGUCUGGAGGUCCUGAUAUCCUGGGGUAUAGAUGUUGACCAAGAUCUUCCUCAUUUAGGAACACCUCUGUAUGUAGCUUGUGUUUCACAGCAGAUCCAUUGUAUUCGAAAGCUUCUUUAUGCAGGUGCCAAUGUACAGAAAGGAAAGUAUUUGCAAACUCCACUCCAUGCAGCUGCCCAGCAUUCUAGUACAGAGAUUGUAAACUUACUCCUUGAAUUUGGGGCAGACAUAAAUGCAAAAAAUUCAGAUUUUGAGAGGCCUGUUGAUUUAUCUGCUCCAAGCAGUUUAGUGGAGAGACUGCUGCUCUUCCACGAAGCCACACCAUCUUCUCUUUGUCAGCUCUGCCGACUAYGUAUCCGAAAUUACAUAGGAAGAACUAGACUGCACCUUGUUCCACAACUCCAGUUGCCAACAAUACUUAAGAAUUUCUUACAGUACAGAUAACACGAUAAUUGUGAAAAACUUAAACAUAGCAAGUACUUUUUCUUCUGUUUAUUGUUUUAUCUAAAGAACUGCUGAGCAGAAUAAAAAAGCCUUUUGCAUAUUGCUUAAAAGAAUUGUAUCUUUGACACUUAGUGUUUGUAAUGUAAUAGUAAUUGGGAGCCAUUCAGCAACUAGUGCCAAGGUGCCAAUCCAGCUGAAUUGAAUGUGUGCUGAUACUCUGGGACAUGAUUUAUCUUAACUGUUACUCAAUAGCUUUAGUACUGUUAACUUUAAUUGUGCUUAUGUUUUUAAAUUCUGUUUGAAUCACCUGAACCACAAAGAGUUUCUUCAUUGUUAUUUGUUAAAUUUGUCCAUUUGGAAUCAGUGUGUUUUUAAAUUUCUGUUGUUCAUGUACCUAAAAAUACUUGGUCAUGAGUGCACUAUAUACAUUGAUAAAAAUAAAACAAAUAAAUGUCACUUCUUUCUCCUUUUCUUUAUAUAGAAAAUUCAUUAAUCACAGUGAGAAACCUCCUUUACUCUUCCUCACUGCCUUUGCUGUGAAUUGUAAUUAAACUGGUGUGAAUAUAAAAAAAUUGAGGUUAUAGAAUUCUGGUUAUUGUACAAUUAGCAACUUUAAAAAUUCCAGAGGAAUAUUUAUCAAAAGCCUUAAUGCUGAGAUACUUUUGAUCUCUUGUAAAACAGAAUUACAUUGGCACUUUCCUUAUCUUUUUGCAACAAUGGUGUAUAACAAGCAUUUAAUGGCCAUAAUCAAUAGUUAUUUGCCUCAGAGAAAGACAUAUUUUAAUGUCUGGUAUCUGUGAAGUUUCUAAAGGCAUAUCGUGGAGAUGUGGAUACUGAAUCUUCAAGCUCAGGUUCAGGAGGUGAAUGCAAGGUUUCAAAAAUACUUCAGUUUUCUGUACUGGGAUAGGUAUAGCCCUUGGAAGGACAUUACUUCUCUUUCUGACUGUUUUGUAAACAAUUACCCAGCUCCAAAAAUCCUGUUGCAAAAUCCCAGAAUACUCUAGCUGGCAUUUUGGUCAAAAGUUGGAAUUGUUCAACUCUAGCCAGAGAAGGAAUGAUGACACCCCCAAGAGACAUUAGAAAACCCUAAGGCCUUGCUCAUGCCCUUGCAUUUUGAUGAUUGUGAUCUUACUGCAUUUUCAUGUAGUAAGAUCACAAUCAUCAUUUCCCUCUUCUCAUUUGGUAGUCACCUUCCUUGUAGUCACCUUCUCAGUGACUGAUACUCAAUUCCUGCAAACCAAAGCAUGGAACAUCUGAAAACUUGCCUUUUGCCCUUUGUGAUUCACCCUCUUCCAUUCAUUUUCGGUGACUCCUUUCAGUAUUUAUGCUUCUACUGGAAAGAUGCUAAGUGCUAACUAUAGAGGAAGUUUUUUACMAAGAGGAAUGCUUACUCGGUCACUAAAUUAUAUGCACCUAAUAAAAAAAUGCAGCUGUCUCGACACCGUGUUAAAUAGCUUUAUUUGCUUCUGUUCCCUGCAAAAACUCUAGUUAGGGAUCUUUUCUGGAGUUCAAAGGAAAGUCAGAUAUAAAUAUGAGGAGCUGCU
This is a messenger RNA of Malurus melanocephalus (red-backed fairy wren), 7570 nucleotides long. It is a transcript of the gene ASB5, whose product is annotated as ankyrin repeat and SOCS box containing 5. The coding region runs from base 5175 to 6026 and encodes 283 amino acids. The transcript has 9 exons. Gene Ontology annotation, biological process: protein ubiquitination; positive regulation of protein catabolic process; intracellular signal transduction. The record is from RefSeq and is a predicted model, not a curated record. Gene Ontology annotation, molecular function: protein binding. Lineage: Eukaryota; Metazoa; Chordata; Aves; Passeriformes; Maluridae.